Messenger RNA from Colletotrichum lupini, 4770 nucleotides. Its product is annotated as vacuolar membrane protein. Lineage: Eukaryota; Fungi; Ascomycota; Sordariomycetes; Glomerellales; Glomerellaceae. The record is from RefSeq and is a predicted model, not a curated record. Gene Ontology annotation, cellular component: HOPS complex; endosome. Gene Ontology annotation, biological process: intracellular protein transport; endosome organization; organelle fusion. The transcript is spliced from 12 exons. Gene Ontology annotation, molecular function: protein binding; monooxygenase activity; protein-macromolecule adaptor activity. The coding region runs from base 1 to 4770 and encodes 1589 amino acids.
AUGUUAAGUCCUUUGUCAGUGGCGCUUUUGGCGCUACCGGCGCUUCUCUUGUACCUGUACUCUGCCCUCAGCUAUCGCCGGCUGAAGCAAUACGCCAACUUUCCUCAGCUGAAGCCUUCAAUAGUAUGGGGUCACCUCAAGGCCAUAAACGAACACCACGUGAAGCGCAACGAGAAGGACUCUCAACUCGAUCCCACCAUGGGAGAUAUGCUCGAGGAGAUCGGUAACCCUCCCAUCAUGCUUCUAGACCUUCGUCCAGUCAGCCGGCCCCUACUAGUCAUCCGAAGCCAUGAGAUCGCGGAGCAGGUAUCAAGACAAUCAAAGAUGUGGCCCUACAGCGCACCGAAGUCCGACACCAUGAUGUAUCUCACACCGCUGCUGGGCGAGAAGUCAAUCGUAAUGUCUCAAGGCUCCGGAUGGAAAGACAUGAGAAAGCAUUUCAACCCUGGCUUCGCUCCCCAGCACCUCAUGAGUCUGAUGCCAGUCAUUUUGGAAAAGACUCAGACCUUCCUCGCCAAACUCGACGAACUCGUCAGGACGGGUGAAGAGUUUGAGCUGGAGCCUUUGUGCACUAAUCUUACUUUCGAUAUCAUUGGUGCCGUGACUAUGGAUGUUGAUCUUAACGCACAGCUUCCCGAGGAUCAACAAAUAGAGUUCAUUAAGGGUUACAAGGAGUUUUUAACCUCAUACAGGGAGGGCAGUGGUAUACUGAAGUGGUGGGAGAACCCACAGCUGGGCAGGAAACGAAGGCGACUUGCCAAGUCUUGCAACGUCUUCCUCGAGGAUGUCAUUCGUCGCAAAUUCAACGAUGUGAAGCAGGACAAGGGGUCAUCGAGCCGGAGUAUUCUGGCUCUCAGCUUGAAAGACACGCAGGUCUUGACACAGGAUAUCAUCGACGGGACGAAAGAUCAACUCAAAACUUUCAUGUUCGCAGGGCAUGACACCACCAGCAUCCUUCUCCAAUGGGCCUUUUACGAGUUAUCAAGGACGCCUCGGGCAAUGAAGAGCCUUCGGACUGAGCUAGAGAGCCUCUUCGGCCAGGACUUGAGCCCCGAAGUCGUCCGGGAAGCUCUACUCGCCAGGGGUGAGGAGAUCACCCAGAAGAUGACCUAUACCUCGGCAGUCAUUAAGGAGAUUCUGCGCCUGUACCCACCAGCUGGGACCGCGCGCCUUUGCCCCCCGGGCGCGAACUUUCACUUGCAGUUACCAGACAACAGCAGCCUCUGCGUUGAUGGGAUGGUUCUGUACAACUGUGCCACUCUCAUCCAGCGAGACCCUGACGUCUAUGGAAGCACCAAAGACGAUUUUGUACCCGAGCGAUGGCUCGGGAAUACGGACACGUCAAUGGCAACGAAUGACGACGAGAAGAUGGGCAUUGGCAAAGCUGGCGCGAACGAGAUUCCUGCCGCCGCAUGGAGACCUUUUGAAAGGGGUCCUAGGAACUGCAUCGGACAGGAGCUUGCCAACAUCGAGGCCAGGGUGAUUUUGGCUAGUGUUGUGGGCAAGUAUGUCUUUGAAAAGGUCGGUCUAGGGGAGGCUACGCUGGACGAGAAGGAUCGCCCCAUCAUCAACGAAAAGGGGCAAUACAGGUCCAAUACACAGCUUUACAACACGAGACAAAUUACUGCCCGGCCGGUUGACAAUAUGAGGGUCCGAGUGAAGCACCAGACUAUCGAGGGGUCAGCUUGGCGGGUGGGUCAGUUCGGAGACCAGCGGCAGCGACAGCGACAGCUACCAAAGCUCCCCACAGCAGCGUCAUUGGAGCGCGAGGCACCGACGUCAAUCAACAACCGCCGUUGCGCUCACGCUUGUCGACCUUGCCUUUCUCUCAACUUGCUGUCGCUAGGAGAUGUAGCCAUGGCCUUUCAGUGGAAGGCAUUCGACUUCUUCGACGUCAGCCAGGUCCGGCUCGCCGAUGAGGAGACCCGAGUCUUCUUCGAGAGCAACGAGAUCGCUAGUGUUUGCUCCGGUUCCGACAGUCUAUUCCUCGGUAGCUACGAUGGAUACGUUCGAAUUGUCGGUUCGAGUUGGAAGGUGGUGAAGAGCUUCCAGGCUCACGAGCUCGGGACGAUCACACACAUGCGCCAGAUCGAGGGGACAAGCCUGCUUGUUACUGUCGCUGAAGACCUCAGCAGCGAGCCGGUGUUGAAGAUCUGGGCUCUGGAUAAGCUGGUGAAGAAGACCAAUAUGCCGACUUGUUUAAGCACUUUGCAGAUCAACAAUGGCAGGAAGCAAUUUCCGAUCUCGGCUAUCGAUGUUCUCGACAACCUUACCCAAGUAGCAGUCGGCUUCGCGAACGGCACGGUGACCCUGAUCCGAGGCGACUUGAUCAACGACCUGGGGGCGAAACAAAGGACGGUGCACGACUCAGAAGAACCUAUUACAGGCGUGGAGCUCAUGACGGAUUCCCAAGAUGUCACGACCCUAUUCAUCUCAACAACAGCCCGAAUUCUGAAGCUUGGGAUUUCGAGAAGGGGCCAUAGCUCCCCGCCCAAGACUGUGGAAGACAUGGGAUGUCACGUUGACUGUAUGACGGUUGACAAGAAGACAGGAGACGUGGUAGUCGCCCGAGAGGAUGCCAUCUACACCUACACCUUGGAAGGCAGAGGAGCGCCGCGUGCGUACGAAUCGCCGAAAAGACUAGUUUCGAUCUACCAGGAUUACGUUGCACUGGUAUGCCCACCAUCGGCUUCCACCACCGACAAAGGCAACGACACUAUGCGUCGACGCUUUGGAGGUGGAGGUGGAGCAGCGGAUGCGCUCUUCAACGCAUCAACGUUCAUUCUUCUCGAGCCAGACCUUAGAGUGCUCGGCCACACACAAUCUCUGAUCUCGCCAUUCAAAGCCAUCUUCCAAAUCUGGGGUGAUCUGUUCGUUCUCACACAAGAUGGCAAGGUAAACCGAUACCAUGAAAAGUCACUGCAACAGCGCCUCGAAAUGCUGUACCAGCGCAACAUGUACCCCUUGGCUAUUGAACUGGCACAAAAGUCACGGCUGGAUGCGACACAGCAGAGCGGCAUCUUCCGACGCUUUGGCGACCAUCUGUAUCAAAAAGCUGAUUACGACGGUGCCAUGGUCCAAUACAUCAAGGCGAUCGAUACUACUGAACCAUCACAGGUCAUCAGAAAGUAUCUUGAGCAGCUACAUGAGCAUCGCAAGGCAACGUCUGACCACACAACAUUACUUUUGAACUGCUAUGCGAAGCUCAAAGAUAUCGACAAGUUGGAGGCAUUUAUCAAAUCACCCGGUGAUUUAAAGUUUGACCUCGAGACUGCAAUCACUAUGUGUAGGCAAGGAGGCUACUACGAACAAGCUGCAUAUCUUGCCAAGAAGCACGGCGAAAUCGAACUGGUCGUGGACAUCCUGAUAGAAGACUCCAAAUUGUACAACGAGGCUCUCGAUUUUAUAUGGCAUCAAGACCCGGAAGUGGCAUUCCCUUGCCUCAAGAAGUAUGCCAGAGUUCUCAUCGAGAACUGUCCAAAGGAUGCGACCACAGUCUUCGUGGACUACUACACUGGCAAGUACCGUCCGAGGCUACACUUUGUACCGAUUGAGGACAACGGAGAGGCUGUUGUAGCCGGCGGCAUGGUGGCCGGUGCAGCAAGUGCCGUCCAGAACCUUUCCAACUUUUUACCUCUGCCAUACAUGAACACAUCUUCUCUCCAAAGCCCAUCCACACCGGGCAAUGGAACAGCCAUCAACGGCGAUGCUCAGAUCAUCUUGAACCCCGACGACAUUCCUGCGCCGAAAUACACCCCACCGCCUCCAAGGACUGCUUUCUCAUCCUUCAUCGACCAUCCAGACGAGUUCAUUGUUUUCCUGGAGGCAUGCCUAGAAGACACAGGUCUUAAGGAAAGCGACAGGACAGAUUUGUACACCACACUCUUUGAGAUGUACCUGCACAAGUCAAAUGAGAAGAAAGGGGAGCAGCAUCGAGAAGAGUGGGAGAACAAGGCGAAGAAGCUCAUCGAAGGAGAAGACAUUCCGAUGGAGAGUUCCAAUGUCCUGUUGCUUUCGCACCUUUCUGACUUCAAGGACGGCACAACCUUGGUCAAGGAGCAAUCCGGUUUACUCUUUGACAUUUUCCGAUCGUACACCUCAGCCAAAGAUACCCGCGGAGCCAUCAAAGCCCUUCGAAAGUAUGGCCCCGAAGAACCGCAAUUAUACCCUGCAGCCCUGGCAUACCUGACUUCCGACCCCCGAAUUCUCCGGGAAGCCGGAUCAGAAGAGCUUUCUGCCGUCCUCAACAAAAUUGACAAGGACGGCCUCAUGGCACCGUUGCAGGUCAUCCAGACGCUGGUCGGCCAGUCCGGCUCCUCAGGCGGCGUCGCGACAAUGGGCAUGAUCAAGCCUUACCUCCACGAGACGAUUGAGCGCGAGCGCAAGGAGAUCGCCGCCAACCGGCGCCGCAUCUCGGCCUUCCGCAGCGAGACAGAACAGAAGCGGGCCGAGCUCGCCGACCUCGGCUCCAAGCCGGCCGUGUUCCAGUCGACGCGCUGCGCCGUCUGCACGGCACCCCUCGACCUGCCCGCUGUGCACUUCCUCUGCAAGCACAGCUUCCACCAGCGGUGCCUCCGCACCGAGGGCGAGUGUCCGCAGUGCGCCAACGAUAACGCGACGAUCCGCGCGCUGCGCAAGACGCAGAUUGAGACGGCGGGGAAGCAUGAGCUGUUCAAGGCCGAGUUGGAGCGCAGCGAGGAUCGGUUCGCGACGGUGGCGGAGUGGUUUGGUCGCGGCGUCAUGGGGGCGCCUAAUGCUGACACUGCGUAG